This is a messenger RNA of Botrytis fragariae, 1155 nucleotides long. RefSeq lists its product as uncharacterized. The coding region runs from base 1 to 1155 and encodes 384 amino acids. NCBI's taxonomy places the organism in Eukaryota, Fungi, Ascomycota, Leotiomycetes, Helotiales, Sclerotiniaceae. The transcript has a single exon. The record is from RefSeq and is a predicted model, not a curated record.
AUGGGCGGUAAAUUUUGGAGUCCACAGGAACAGGAAUAUUUCGUCCACGAAGUCAUGACCAAGUCCCGCUUCAACGGUAAAGAUGGCGCUUACAACCCCAACAAAGGUAUGUCAUGGGUAGAACUCGCAGACAUGAUGCAGCAUGAUAUGGAUGAAAGAAAAUUAGCUCGUAGACAAUAUACUGGAAAUAUGUUGUAUGAGCACUGGUACCAGACUGUCAAGAAAGAUUGGGGCGAGGAUCGCGCUAGGAUACUUGCGGCAAGUGCGAAAGCUGCUCGGCAUGGUGCUGGUCGACAACCGAGAGCAUCUCGAGUCAAGAAAACUAAGCAGAGGGUUGGUGCAACUUCACCUCUACUAGUAGUUGCAGAACAGUCCAGUCAACGCACAAUAGGCCCUACAGAGCAGCAAAAAGAAGUUGUUUCCCGCCGAAAUAGCUCAGAAUCGUCAUGUUACACUUCGAACCAUUCUUUUAUGAAGGGCUACCCCGCUCCUACAAGUCGCUCAGCACGAUUUGAAGGUCCAAGCAUGGGUCAGAGACGACUUCCUGACCCUCCAAUAAACUCCGGCUCAUCAGCAAAUCACCAUUUUCACCCAUACAGAGCUCCUGAUACAUACCGUCAAGCCCACACUGAACGUCCGGCAGCACAUCACCCCCAACGCCAUUCCAGACGUCCCGAAGCUCAAACUCCCCUUCAGACCCGUGACCCAGAGACUCUCAUGAGACCCACUUCUACAACCCCAUCAAAAGCUCUCCAACGACGCCAACCCAUCAUGAUCCGCGAUCCCACUCCCGAAGACGACGAAAAUAGUCUUUUCGUCGAACAAGAUUAUUCCGGAUAUAACCGUAGGACCUCUGUUCCGCGCCCGAAUACGGAGUUGGAUGCCGCGGUGACCAUGACCAUGUUUCAUCGUCAAGAGAUGCAUACUUUACAUGGAACUCCUACCAGGAGAUUUGGACAUCCGGAUAGUCGUCGUAGUUUUCAGCACGUUGGUUCUGAUGCUCAUAGUUAUCAACGGUAUACUGGGGAUAAUGCUCCAGGAUUCCGUCUUGCAGCUUCAGUUCCUCGUGCUGAUACGGUUCGCCGGAGCCAGAAGCAGGGUCGAUUGGGGCAAUUGGAGAAAAGUGACGAGCAUGAUACAAACGAUAAGGAAUAA